This is a messenger RNA of Drosophila subpulchrella, 1502 nucleotides long. RefSeq names its product protein commissureless 2 (gene comm2). Lineage: Eukaryota; Metazoa; Arthropoda; Insecta; Diptera; Drosophilidae. The transcript has 2 exons. The coding region runs from base 202 to 1200 and encodes 332 amino acids. Gene Ontology annotation, biological process: axon guidance. The record is from RefSeq and is a predicted model, not a curated record.
CUCAAAUCAGUUUGUUUGUGGACUCAGACGUCGACGGACGUGUGCGUUCGUUAAAAGAAACCGCAGAUUAAGAACGAUCCACGAGAUACAGAUACCGAUACCGCCAUCGAAGCAGUGAAAGUGUGCCGCACCGGAGACACAGAUACAAGGAAAAGAUAGAGAUAGAGAUUACGCGCCUGCCGACCAAUAUAAAAGCAAACCAUGGAGAGCCUGCCGCGCGCAUUAAACUACGAGCUCUCGCACGAUUUGCAUUUCGACCAUUACGCCGGUCCCGCCGCCCAGAAGAUUCUGAACAGCGGGAGGAAUUCUCCCGAAGCCUCCACGCCUACGAUCACCACUUUGGAUGCCAUUUCGGGCAGUGAUUUCCUGAAGCAGAUUGGCCAACAGAUCCUCAGCUCCAUCCAACUGAAGCAUCACCACCAGCUCAACGAAAUUAACCAUCCGAGGAACUCCACCAGCGAAGAUAUAAUGGAUUUCGAUCUGGCCAACCGGGUGGUUCUGGACAGCAGCAGUGUGGGCCAGUUGCAGCAGCAGCUGGAGUACGACAAAUUCAUGAACGAGGUCUGGAUCGGCAUCGUCUUUACCCUGAUCCUCAUCUCGAUGGUCUUCUGCAUCUGCUCCUGCUUCCUGUACCACCAGUUCCGAACCUGGAAACGCAAUUAUCACAACAAUGCCAAUGGCUCGACGCAGUGCACCGUUGUGGAUAUAGAGGCGUUGAAACUGCGUCCGGAUGCGGAGGAUCCGGUGCCGGAGUACACCCUGGUAUCUGGAUUGCCCAGCUACGAGGCGGCUCUGGAGCUGCUGCAGAAGUCGCCCCAGUCCUCCUGCCUGAUUGUCUACCCGAGUGUGUUUAAUGUGUUCAAUAAGCAGGAGAGGAGCGGCCAGGAGCUGCAGCAUCCAGGAGUUGCAACAUCAGCACCUCUAGCCUCGGCAGCUGAGAAUGUGGCAACACUGCAGGCACCUUCUUUUUGUGAGGCCACAACGCCGCUACUACCAGCAACAGCAACACCAGCAACAGCAACACCAGCAACAGUAACAUCAGCAACAUCGCCCACGUGCGAGGCGAUUAAGCCAAACUUUGUGAUGAUGCCAAUUGUGCCCAGUUAUGCGGAGGUAUUCGGCAGCUCCUACAAAACCGUCGACGAGAAAAAGAAAUCGAAGUCGAAAGACAGCCAGGUGAAAGACGACGUCAAGCGGUAGUGCCACCUCAAAUGUAUGCCCAUGCGGAUACCAAUCCACGCAACUGAGCUCUGUGAUACCUUCAUAUUCAUGCUGGAAAGACAUACUUUAUGUAAUUAAACUAAGCGCUGUGAUUAUCAAAAAGACGUUACUAAACAUACUACUCGCUACUAAAUGUGUUAGCUAGUUAGUUUCGCCAGAUUGUACUUAAUGACUCUGUAUCCAGUACUUAUGGAAACGCGAAGAUGCAUAUUGUUACUAGACUUAAGUAGGCCACCAACUAAUUAAUAAUAAAUUAUACACAAAAUACCUAACAAUUUAAA